This is a messenger RNA of Acytostelium subglobosum LB1, 162 nucleotides long. RefSeq lists its product as hypothetical. The record is from RefSeq and is a predicted model, not a curated record. The coding region runs from base 1 to 162 and encodes 53 amino acids. NCBI's taxonomy places the organism in Eukaryota, Evosea, Eumycetozoa, Acytosteliales, Acytosteliaceae. The transcript is spliced from 2 exons.
AUGAAUACCAAUAUCCCAUCACUAAAGCCAUCAAGUAGCAACACAAACUCCAACAAUAUAUUAAACAAUGGUGCCAAUGGUAACAAAUCACUAAUAGUCAGAUCAGCAUUUAUGAACGCACAGAUGCUCCUGGAAAUGAUCGCUGCUUUAGAUGGUACGUAG